Messenger RNA from Neurospora tetraspora, 2439 nucleotides. RefSeq names its product putative zinc finger in N-recognin-domain-containing protein. Gene Ontology annotation, cellular component: cytoplasm. The transcript is spliced from 3 exons. Gene Ontology annotation, molecular function: zinc ion binding; ubiquitin protein ligase activity. NCBI's taxonomy places the organism in Eukaryota, Fungi, Ascomycota, Sordariomycetes, Sordariales, Sordariaceae. The coding region runs from base 369 to 2201 and encodes 610 amino acids. The record is from RefSeq and is a predicted model, not a curated record.
GCUCAAAGACCAAGUGAACAAUGACGAGUAGAAGAAGCAAAGCAUGAGCUGAAAGUUGCUACAUGCCUCGAGAAGAGAUGAUUGAUAUAGAGUAGCUUCAAGAACACAUCCUGAUACCUGAUUCCAAUCGGUGCUGCUUGGAAACCUACAGUGCCUUAAGUCAAAGGUACAUGUGAGCUCGACCCUUCUCCCGUACUCUUACGCCUUUCACCAACGCGCCCCCAUCCUUCUCGCGCCCCAGCAACCAUUUCUUCUUUAAAUACUUCUGACAGAACCCAUUUUUCAUUCCCCGUCACAUUUUCCAAGCCUUUCCUAUCUUCAGCAUAUUGAUUCCCCAAUCAUCAAAGACCGACCGUGAACUCAAUCCAAUGGACCCCCAACCGGCGCAACAGCCCGCCGAGGCCACUCAGGACGGCCAUGAAGCUUCCGCAUCAGUCGCGCCUACCAAGACUCGUACUGAGAGCUUCUCCGCGAAGUCGGAAAACUCUCAGACUGCCGCAGACUUCAUCCGCGACCAAAUGCAGUUAGAGGCCGACGCGCGCGAAGCUCUUCCAUACAGCAUCGAAAACUGCACCAAGCCCCUCGGUCCCCUCCGCCAGGCCGUCUUCUCCUGCCUGACCUGCAACCCACCACCCGCCGACCCUAAAGCGCCCUACAACGCCGCGGGAAUCUGCUACUCCUGCUCCGUCCAGUGCCACGGCGAGCAUACCCUCGUCGAGAUCUUUGCCAAGCGCAACUUUACCUGCGACUGCGGCACUACCCGCUUCCCGGCCACGAGCCCGUGCAAUCUACGCAUCAACGAGGAGACGGGCACCAAGGGCGGCGUGCACUCGGAGGAGCCAGAUGCGAACAACAAGUACAACCAGAACUUCCGGAAUAGGUUCUGCGGCUGCGAGUGCGAUUAUGACCCGUUCGAGCAGAAGGGGACCAUGUUCCAGUGUCUGGGCCUAGGCACGGCGGAGACGGGAGGGUGUGGUGAGGAUUGGUACCAUCCUGGGUGCAUCGUGGGUUUGGGACCGGAUUGGUAUGAGAAGAUGGAGAAGAAGGAUAAGCCCAAGUCUGCGCUGAAGACGGAGGUUCAGACCGAAAGUGGUGGUCCCCUGCCUACCAUCGCGGAAGACGAGACAACAGAACAGAACGGCGCCAAUGCUGAAGAGGCAGAGGAAGAAGACGAAGACGACGACCCCCCUCCGCCACCUGGCUUCCCUGCCGACGACGACUUCGAGGGUUUCAUCUGCUACAAGUGCGUCGAAGCCUACCCCUGGAUCAAGAGAUACGCGGGCACUGAAGGCUUCUUGCCGCCUGUAUAUCUGAAGGAGGAAGGGAGCAAGCCUGUCGAGCAAAUCACCACUGCAACAUCAGAACUCGAAGUCAACGGCGACUCCUCGUCCAAGAAGCGCAAAGCUUCUGAUGACGACAACGAAGACGUUGUUGAAUCCCAGGAGAAGAAGCCUAAAACCGAAGAACUUGCCGUCUCAGAAACCGUCCAAUCGGCCACCACCACCACCGUCACGGCCGAGUCCAUCACAACCAACGGCGCAACCACCGCCGCCGCCGUUGCCGUCGUCGAGUCAGCUACAACAACCAUCACCACCAUUGACGCCCCUACCACAACAGACGUCCCUAUGACCACCGACUCCCCCACUCCAGACCCAGACUCCGCCCCCUCCGCCGCCCCCAAACCCUGCCUCCUCUCCUCCCUCCCCCCACCUCCCCCCGGCCCUUCCAAAUUCUCCCUCUUCUUCACCACCACCCCCGACUUCCGUUCCUCCCUCUGCCACUGCACCACUUGCUUCCCCCUCCUCCUCCCGCACCCGCAGCUCCUCGAAGAGGAAGAAACCUACGAACCACCCGUUUCCGAAGACGGCUCCUCUGUCAAUGACGAUCUCCGUUCCCAACACGGCGGAAGCAGCAAGGGGUCGGGCUCGCUGUUGGAGAGAGGAGAAAGUGCCUUGAGGAACAUCGACCGAGUUCGAGCGAUCGAGGGCGUCAUGGCUUAUAACCAUUUGAAGGAUAAACUCAAGCCCUUUUUUAGGGAGUUUGCCGAGAGUGGACGGGCGGUGAGCGCGGAGGAUAUUAAGGGGUAUUUUGCCAAGUUGAGGGGGGAUGAGGAGGUUAGGAGGAAUGGAGGGGGAGAAGAAGAGGGGGAGGGAGAGGGGGGUGUGGAAGGGGAUGGGAGGAAGGAGCAGGAUGGGUAUUGAUUUGCGGUGGGUGGUCUUAACAGUGUUUGAAUACUUUGUAAUGGUUGGUUGGGUUGUGGUUGAUUGAUGAUACCGAAGCGUGGAACUGUCAAUGGCGUCAAGGAGUUCAUGGGUUCAUCUGCCUGUCUAAACAGCUUAUACACAAUCCGGCAAGUCCCGUUAUCGUCAGAGUUGCGGCUCAACGGGUUCACUUGGCGGUUCACGUUGCGAUCCAAUUCAAGUAUUUAAGAGAACAAAU